This is a messenger RNA of Chilo suppressalis (striped riceborer), 2418 nucleotides long. Lineage: Eukaryota; Metazoa; Arthropoda; Insecta; Lepidoptera; Crambidae. The record is from the annotation of a GenBank genome assembly.
UCAAUAAAUAAAUAAAGUUUCGUGCAUUAACCCGUAAAAACUAGUUUUAUUUAAUGAGUGAUGUGCGUGAAAACCUAAGAAACAAAUUGUGGUUUAUAUGUUUUUUUUCUUUCUCUAAGGUUUUUAUUUAGUAAUAUUCAUUUUUUUUUUGAUAAUGGGUUGCAGAAUAGCAAUUGCUCCAUUUAUAGAUAAAUCAAUAAUACGUGUUACCACGUGCAUCACUCUCAGUGUAGUGUGUCACUAGUUGGUGAUUUCAUUAAAAUUGUUCAAUGUUGUGUUUUACGCUUAAAAAUGAAGUGUAUGCAAAUUUUAAUAAUAUGUGUUUCGAUAUAUAUGGCGCUAGGAGAAAUUAAUUUAUUCGGAGUAAACGUUCCAUUCACAGAUUGGUUACAACCUGGUUACCCUACACCAAGUGGCAGAAGCCGUAGUACCAGCACCAACAAGAGAAUUGGUAAAAUCCUACUACUUUACAUGGAGGGCGGCUCAAAUUACAGAACAAAAGGCAAAUGUAGCGCACGGAACACGCAAUGAGUGGCAUCAUAGCAAAUAACCGUUUCAAUUAACCACUAAUAAAGAAAUAUUUUUUAUAACAUUGGUCAUACCAAUAUAUUAGUUUUACAUAAAUUAGAACCUAUUAGAGAUACGCGGAAAAAUAUACAAAAACAAUGUUUAUCUAUGAAUCAAUGAAAAUAUUUUGUAGGGGAGAGUGGGGUAAUUGCGGACGCGGUAAAUACGGACUAGCAAGUUUCUACUCAUUCCCUCCACCCGCGGCAGCCCGGUGCUGUCGUCUGUUUCUUUCCGCUAUUUUAAUGCCACGCAAAAACUUACGACAGCCGGCUGCGCACAGUUUGAAAGGAAAACCAUGCAAGUCGCGUCAGAUUCCAGGCCAGUCUGUGGUGUGCGUGUGCAACGUCACCUACUGCGACGAGCUGGUUAGAGUGGCGCCGGCGCAGGGCAAGUACGUCACGUAUACAACUUCAGAGGCUGGCUCUAGGUUUGUGAGAGUGACCCGUGAUCUUCGGAAUAAGGACUAUUAUGAAAGCAACGUAUUGGAGUUAGUCCUUAACCCACGCCAGAAGUAUCAGAAAGUGGAAGGGUUCGGGGGUGCUGUCACCGACGCCGCCUCCAUCAAUUGGUUGAACCUCACAGACUCCCGGCUGAAGAAAUCAUUAAUUGACACAUACUUCAGCAAGUUGGGGUUGGAGUAUAACAUGUUGCGCGUGCCCAUCGGAGGGUGCGACUUCUCCACCCACCCUUACGCCUACAACGAGUUUCCAGCCGAUGAUGUCUCCCUCAGCAACUUCUCUCUGGCGUAUGAAGAUUAUCAAUACAAGAUCCCAAUGAUCAAAGAGAUAAUGAAGGCUGCCGUCGCGCCUGUACACAUAGUGUCCAGCACCUGGUCGCCACCCCUCUGGAUGAAGAAUAAGCCGGUGUGGGGCGGUAAGAACAAACUCAAGCCGGAGUACUACCAGACGUACGCUGACUAUCAUAUCAAAUUUCUAGAAGCGUACCAAGCGAAUGGAAUACCGAUUUGGGGUAUCACCACAACAAAUGAACCGAAUGAUGGCUUUUUGGGUUUAGCCCCAUUCAACACUCUUGGCUGGUCCCCGUUGAAUCAGCCUAUAUGGAUAUCGGAAAACUUGGGUCCUACAGUAAGGAAUUCCUCAUUUUUCGAUUUAAAGAUUCUCGCACUUGAUGAUCAAAGAGCCAGUAUACCGUGGUUAUUGGCGAUGCUGUAUAUAUCACCAGAAAUGGUUGAAUACAUCGACGGUGUGGCAGUGCACUUUUAUGCAGAUAAAAUAAUCCCACCGGAGUUUCUAUCUUUUAUGAGUGACAAAUACCCCGAUAAAUUUCUGUUGUCCACAGAAGCCUGUGAAGGUAGUUUCGGGCCUAUAAAGGUUUUGCUGGGAUCUUGGAAUAGGGCUAAAAGUUAUAUUACUGAUAUCAUGCAGGAUCUGAAUUACAACGUGGUUGGCUGGAUAGACUGGAACCUCUGCCUCAACGUCCAAGGAGGUCCGAACUGGGUGGAAAACUUCGUGGAUUCUCCGAUCAUAGUGUUCCCUGAGAACAAGGAGUUUGUGAAGCAGCCAAUGUUCUACGCUCUGGGGCACUUCUCGAAGUUCUUGCCGAGGGGUUCACAGCGAAUUAAAGUCAAUCAAAGGACACCGCCUCGAUCGUCGCCAGUGGAUAACGUGGCAUUUUUGACUCCACGAAAUACUGUGGUUGUCGUUUUGUAUAAUGAUGGCGGGCCGAAAAGAGUUAUCAUUCAAAUCGGUCAGAAGAAGGCAAUCGUGCCAAUGGAAGCUAGAUCCGUGGUCACCGUCGAGAUGGCUCUUAAACAAAACUAACAGACCGACUACUCACUCAUUCGUUCACUUCGAUACGCUGAAAUUAAACAUGACAAUGCAAAAUGUGUUU